Molecule: messenger RNA, 1526 nt
Organism: Penaeus vannamei (Pacific white shrimp)
Lineage: Eukaryota; Metazoa; Arthropoda; Malacostraca; Decapoda; Penaeidae
Product: ribosome biogenesis protein BOP1 homolog
Source: RefSeq, a predicted model, not a curated record
CACACGGCCUUCCCGACACAACAUUUCCUCUCCCCCGACGCCGCGUGGCUUUCCCUCCCCUCCCCUCCCCUCUGCCAAGCGUGCCUGCAGCCUCUCUGCGCCUCGACCUUUUUCCUUGGAAGCUCUGGAUUCUAUCGCCAUGAAGGCCCCCCGAGCCCUACUCCUCGCCGUGGCCGCCGCCUGCGCCUGCGUGUCCUCGGCGAUGCGGCAGGUCGAGCUCGACCAGGUCGAGCCGCUGCAGCUCUCCUCCUUCGACGGCUACAAAUUCGGAAACUCUUUCGGCGCCGACGGAUACUACAGCUUCUUCUACCUGCUCCCGACGAGCUCGCGCUCCGAGCAGCGGACGGCCUCCGGCGAGGUGACAGGCGAGUACGCCUUCGUGGCGCCCGAGGGCGACGAGUUCGAGUUCCGCUACAGCGCCGGCGACGAGGGCUACCGCGUGGAGAGCGACGCGCUGCCGGUCGCGCCCGAAGACACGGACGAGGUGAAGAGGGCCAAGGAGGAGUUCUUCGCCGCCUACGAGAAGGCGCUCGAGCUGGCCGGCUCCUACGAGGACGACGAGGAGUCGUCGGAGGAGUCGUCCGAGGAGUAUGGCGAGGAGUCUGACGAGGACUCCAGCGAGGAGUCCGACGAGGACGAAGACUCCGAAGAAGAUGAAGAGGAGGAAGAAGAGGAAGGAGAGAAGGAAGAAGAAGGAAAGGAGUCCAAGGCGCUCCCCAAAUUCCAGAGCUUCGCCCGACCGGGUCCCGGCUUCGGCCAGAAGAUCAGGAAGCCCUCCUACCCGUACCCGUACUCGCGAUGAGGCCCGCCCUUCCCGCAGCAACGCUCAGGUCGAUAUUCCUCCGCGCGCGAAGGGCACGUUCGCCCUUCUCGCACCUAUCCUUAAGGCCCAUUUCUUUCCCCUGAAUCCUCGCAGUGACGCCCUUCUGGCCCGGCCUCGGGCCUCGCAUCCAAAAGACGCUUCUGGUGUGCAGCAACGAGUGGAAAUCUGUACAUUCUAGUUCCCUUCUCGUUCCUAAUCGUGUUUUCAGCGAUGGUCGGGCGCCUCUGAGUGGACCGCUUGCUCAGUCGAAAAAUCAUUUCCAGAAAUUGGACAAAAUUAAAGAAAAUUAGAAUGAUCGAGAAUCGUCCACAUUCACCUGAAUGGGUGUGGUCAGUAAGGUUUAUAAAAUAAUUUCAUUAUCACCAGUGAUAUCGAAGAUCAAUUAACGAAAUAGAAAUGAAAAUUGUGUCUCCACAAACGAAAAGAAAUGGAAAAAAAGGUUCGCCAGACGCCUUACUAGAGCAAUGAGUAUCUUGGUAGGCUUAUCUUCCUCCACCCUCUCACCUCCUCCGCCGACUCUGCUGUCAAGGCACGCUUAUAGAUAUCCAGAUGUUUAUAUAUUUAAUUUACCAUAUGUAUAAUGAUGUACAAAUAGUUGCCCCUCGAUAUUGUACAGGCUUCGGCAAGACGCUAAUUCUCAUAGAACUGAUAUUUAUAUUUUUAUACUCAUCAACUUUAUGGCAAUAAAGCUUGAGAAAAAAAU